Molecule: messenger RNA, 3007 nt
Organism: Seminavis robusta
Lineage: Eukaryota; Bacillariophyta; Bacillariophyceae; Naviculales; Naviculaceae
Source: the annotation of a GenBank genome assembly
CACUCAUCAUCAUCGUCAGCUCCAACUUGAACUGAGGCAACUACAGCACUACUCUAGCUAGUAGAUAGUACAUCACCAUGGUGGACGCAUCCCAAGAACAACCAAUGACAGUGCAAGAGCGAAUGGCUCGUUACAAGGAGAAACUAGCAAAGCGGAAACAAGCCAAGACGGCCAAAGAAGAAGCCUACGAGAAACGCAAGGAAGAACGUCGCAAAAAGCGUUUGGCCAAAGCCGAUGCCACCCAAGCCAAGAUUGAUGCGGCCAACGAAAAGACGGAACAAGCGUUGAAAGAUGCUCGUCGUGCCCGGAAGGAGAAGAAGAAACUCAAAAAGCUGGAAGACAAGACGUUGAAUGCGGAACACGGCGUCUUGUUGGAAGCCGAAGAUGCCUUUCAAAAGGAACAAGACGCUCUCGAAGAGCGUAUGGAAGGGUAUCGACAAAAACUGGCCGAUCACAAGCAGAAAGAAGCCGAUGAAGCUUACGAAAAGAUUCUGAAGCAAUCCGAACUCAAGCGUCAAGAACAGGCAGAAGAGGAACUGGAGAGCAAGCAAGUCGAGCAAGAGUUGCAAGAAAUACGAGCGAAGCAUGAACCACCAAAGCCCAAAAAACACUCCAAAAAGAAACAUUACACACCACCAACCUCCUCCUCCUCCUCAUUUACAAUCCAAAAGAACUACUCUACUACUAGCAGCAGGAGCACUACUACUGAAGCCAGCAGUGGUCCUGCUUGGGCCAAUCCCAACUUUUUGAGAAACUCCAAAACCAAGCAAGAACGACGCAUGGACCGCUACAAGGUCCAAGAACAACAGGCUCAAGUCACGCAUCAAAAGAAGACAAUCAAAUCACAAGAAAGUGCUACCAAACUCAAACAACAGGAACUGCAACAAGCCAAACUACGAUCCGAACAAGAAGCACAUGCCCGCAUGAAGAAACUCCGUCACGACGCCGAAGAACAGUGGGAUCAGCAAGAGACACAACAAUUGCAAGAGGAAGCAGCGCAAAAGACGGCCAACAACAACAACAACAAAAUGGAGGACAAGGCUCAGAAACACGCUGCCCGGGCCACCAAGGCCGCCGAACGUCGCAAACGACACCAGCAAGAGGCAGAGGAAGCUGCGGAACGGGCACGGCAGGAAGAAAUCGAGGCGCAAACUGCCAUUGCAGAUGCCAAGGCGCGAGAACGGGCCGAACAGGAACAACUCGAACAUGCACGGCAAAAGGAGCAUGCCAAAUUGGCCCGCGAAGAAGCCAAGUUACGGGAACAAGCCAAUCAAAAGGCACAAAAAGAACAGGCCAAAGCCAUUGCCGCCAAUCAAGCGCACAAGCAAGAUCAUGACCCGGUAGAAGAAGAAGAAGACGAGGAGGAGGAGGAUGAAGAUUGGGAGGAGAAGGAAAAGGCCCGGUUCUUGGCCGAAGCCAAGCUGGAAAUUGAAAAGAGAAACAAACUCCUGGAACACAAAAAGGCCAAGGAAGCCAAGGCCAAGGAAAAGGCUGCCAAAGCCCAAGAACGCGAGGAUGCCAGAAAGGCGGCACGCCGAGAAUUUCAACAAGCCGCAUUGUCGACCGCAGAGGAUGCCAGCACGCCACAGGAAUUGCUCGAGUUGGAAGCCGAGGGAGCAGAUGGGGACGAACAAGUCGAAAAGGUCUUGGAGGAUUUGGAGAAUGUUCGCGAAUGCAUUGAUCUCUUGCAACACAAAUUGGAAAAGGUACACAACAAGGAGCAAAAGAAACUCCGGCGCAUUGAAGAAAAGAUGCUGCAGUACCAGUACGAAAUCCGGCAAGAAGAACGGAGCCAGAUUGUGCAUUACACGGACGCCGAGCUGGCCGAUAAGGAACGAGAGGCUCGUGAGACCAAGGAAAUCAUUGAAACCUUGCGCAAGCAAAACCACGACAUUCGAAAGGACAAGAAGGAGCUCAAGAAGGAGUGCCGGGCGCUCUACGCCAAGAAUCAACGCAUGGAGGAAUUGACCAAAACCGCCGAGGGGCACAUGAAGCAACUCACGUCUGUGGACAAGGAUCAGAUGGAGAAGGAGCACUAUUGGGAGGAUAUUGCCAACAAAUACAAAAAGGCCAUGGCCAAGCACGAAGAGGCGCUUGCCUACCGAACCAUGCUGGCGGAAUCGGAACGCAGAAUGAAGGAGUUGUACGUGGGAGCCGAAGCCAAGAUUGUGUAUCGGUUCCAAAAUAUGUGCGAUGACGACGCGUUGGUACUGGAAGUGGGAGCCAUUGCCCUCGGGGAAACGCCAGAAGGCGAGGACGAGGAGGAAGACACAACAAUAUUGGAAAAAAUGUUUCAAGAGUUCCAAGGGUGAGCGAGGAAACGAGGAUGGGACGGGUUCGACAAAGAUUUGUUUCAAAAAGUGUAGAGUAGAUUCAUUUAUCUUGCUGGCACUACUAGCUAGAGACUUGUACUUCUAUGGCGUCCCGUAACUUGUAGAUCUUCACGGCCACGCAAUCCUUGCUGGUCUUGUUGUGGUUGCUCACGGCCACACAAUCAUUGCUGUUCUUGUUGUGGUUUUUCACGGCCACGCAAUCAUGGCUGUUCUUGUUGUGGUUGCUCACGGCAACCCAAUCCUUGCUGUUCCUGUUGUGGUUGUUCACGGCCACGCAAUCCUUGCUGUUCUUGCUGUUGUUGUUGUUGUGGUUUCUCAAAAUCUUGGCAGUGCUCUUGGCUCGGUUGAUGAAUAUGCUAGCAUCUGCCAGGGAAAGCCAAAGAUUGUUGGUGGGGUUGACAGGAUCCAACACGAGGGCGGUUGCAUGCCGAGAGUUGAUGUGCUUCUUUGCUGCCGGUUUGGCACUAUUUUUCUGUUUCUUGUCAGUCUUAUUUGGUCUUCGAAAGAGCGGAUCUGGUUCAUUCCAGGGAAUAUCCGCUUGUUGGUAGUAUGUGUCAAAGACAAUCGAGAGUGACAUGUUGUCUUUGGUGUAUUUCUGGCCCUUUUGGUAGAGUUCCACUUGUCCAACCAUUUGGAAAAAGUGUAGUAACAGGAACGAAAUUAGGUUGGGGGUG